Messenger RNA from Durio zibethinus, 2441 nucleotides. Its product is annotated as Calcineurin-like metallo-phosphoesterase superfamily protein. The record is from RefSeq and is a predicted model, not a curated record. Gene Ontology annotation, molecular function: hydrolase activity. NCBI's taxonomy places the organism in Eukaryota, Viridiplantae, Streptophyta, Magnoliopsida, Malvales, Malvaceae. Gene Ontology annotation, cellular component: endoplasmic reticulum. Gene Ontology annotation, biological process: GPI anchor biosynthetic process.
UCAUCCUCCCCCCCCCCCCUUUUUUUAUUUUUUUAUUUUUGGUUUGUUGAGUAAACAUUGCGUCUGGCAAGGCAAUCUUGUUAGACUCAGGGUGUCAGUCACGUUUCCAAAGUGGACUGCUCCGCCGGCUCUCGUGGCCGAGUCUCGCUCUCCGGCAACUCCUAAUCGAAAACCUUAUCUUGGCUUAUUCGGUGGUGGAUCAACGCCGAAGGGUUUAAGUCAAUCGAUCAAAAAAGAAGGGAAAAAUGAAGGAACACGAGAAGUUAGCGUUGGUACUAUGCUUCAUAUGGACAGGAACCAUCCUUUACAGCGAGAUGUUCUCAUUUUUAAUGCCGUUUCUCUUCUCUUGCUCUUGGCCUCACCUUUCCUCAUCCUUUACUUCCAAUGCAUCGAUGAAUGGACAAGGAUAUGUUGGUGACUAUGUGAAAGUUGCUGUUGUCGCCGAUCCUCAGAUCAUGGAUAAAACGUCCCUUCACCUGCCACCUAAAUCACUUGCUUUUGAGAUUGUACAAUUCUAUACAGAUUUGUAUAUGCAAAGAGCCUUUUUUUCAUCCAUCCUGCCUUUCAAACCAGAUGUGAUUUUGUUUUUGGGUGAUUAUUUUGAUGGAGGCCCUUAUUUAUCCGAUGAAGAAUGGCAGGAAUCGUUAAGCCGUCUUAAGCAUAUGUUUGGACUAAACACAGAAGAAAUAUAUUCCGCUAUUAAAGUUUACCACCUUCCUGGAAACCAUGAUAUUGGUUAUGCAAGUCUCCAAUCUCAUAAUCCAGAGGUGGUCAGACGGUAUGAAAAAGAAUUUGGGAGUAGAAACUACCGAUUCACUGUUGGAAAAGUGGAGUUUGUUGCUGUUGAUGCUCAAACUCUAGAUGCAAAUCGACAGGGAAGUGUUGCUUCAGCAUCUUGGGAUCUUGUUAGCAAUUUGUCCUCAGAUCAUCAAUUACAUCCAAGGGUUUUGUUGACUCAUAUUCCUUUAUAUCGGCGGGAUUGGACUGAUUGUGGACCUCAUCGUAGCUCUCCAAUUAUCAAUCAGCGGGUACUGCAUGAUAUUCAUAAUCAGGAAAUAAGGUACCAAAACUACGUCAGUGAGGAAUCAUCAAACCAGUUGCUGAACUUAAUCAAACCGCUAUUUGUUUUGUCUGGUCAUGAUCAUGAUCAGUGUACAGUGACUCAUGAGUCGAAGAGUGGACCUGUAACAGAGCACACUUUAGGGACUAUAAGUUGGCAGCAAGGAAACCUAUAUCCAUCUUUCAUGCUAUUAUCUGCUUGUAAUUCUUCAUUUCCAGACACAUCGUGGCCAGAAGAAGCUGUACUAACUCAUCUAUGCUUUCUUCCAAUGCAAACACACAUUUACAUAUGGUAUCUAAUAUUAUUUGUUCUGACCAUUCUUGCUCUCCUUUUGUGGCCAACAAGUGGUUUGAGCUUUUGUCAUCGCUUUGGUGACAUGAUGGAAUGUGUUAGAAAGUCAGUAAGUUUCAACAUCUUUAGAGGUGGGGCAAAAGAGAAAAAUGAAGACGAGAAUUGUGAGUAUGAGAUGAUUUGGAGUGCAGAUGGAUCAAUGCAUCUUGUUAAAAAAGUUUCAAUCAAACCUGUCACACAUACAAGUGAUAGAGGCUCUGUAGAGAGGGGCAAAGCUGUGAUGAGGCCAACUGCUAAAAAAAAUGUUAAUCAGGAGACAGAGGUCUGUUUGAGUGUGGACACAAAUACAGAUGCUGAGCUUGAUCCAAGAAGAUUACCAACUAGAGCAAUCAAAUCAAAUGCAAAGAUCAUAAUACAGAGAUUGGUUCGCACAUUCCGAAUGCUUACUCUCAUUGCUGCAGUGAAUGUUCCUCUCUACAUGAUGUUGUUGUUCAAGGAUUGGAUUGACAAAUGAUGUCUUUCCAACAUCACCAACUUCUGCCUAACUGAGUUCCACAUUUUACGCUAGGCAUAUCACGCCAGAAGUAGCUUUCUGUUGAAGUUCAAGUAGGUAAAUCAUAUUAUAGACAUCUGAGAAUCUUUUGUAUUUCUCUAACAACCUAGCUAGUAGACAAAAGCAUUCCUCUUUUUUGCGUGAUGAGGUAAACAAUAUACCGCUUGAGAAUGUGAAGAAGUUAAUUUCUGAAUGUCUUAAUUUCAUUAGAUGUUUCAGAAACAAAGGUAGCUUGACCAUCUUCUAUCUUUUGGGUUGACGUUUUAUGUUUUUGGCCCAAUUAAUAAGGAAAGCUUCCGUUGUUUAUCAUUGAUAUUUCUACCGACAGAUUUUUGUGAUUCAUUUAACUUGUAGAAAAUUUAUGAAAUCAUUGUACCAUCUGUCUUUAGUUAAGAUUUUCUAGGUGUUAUUGUUAUUUCCGAAAGUAUUAAUCGGAUAUAGCCGCAAAUCUGAUAAUACAUUAAUUUCCAAUGUAUAUAAUCAUUUUUGUUGAUCAUUAAUCCUAUGCAAAAUUUGAGCUUACGCUGAGAACAUAAU